AGUGAAUGUGAAUCUUGUUUGUAAAAAUAGGACGAUUCCGAAUGCAUUUUUAUGUUAAUCUUCUACAAAAUAUAUAAAAUAUAAAUUUGAUUUUAUGUGGGAAUUAAUAUUGAGUGAUUGUUGUUUGUGUAUUUCAUACUUUGGAGCUCGGGCAUCGGUGUUGAAUUGGUUGAAAUAAGCAGUCAAACAGGUAAGCAGGAUGGAUCAACUUCGUUUUGAUGGUCGUGUGGCUGUGGUGACGGGCGCCGGCGGUGGUUUGGGCAAGGAAUACGCCUUGCUCCUCGCAUCAAGGGGUGCUAAAGUCGUCGUAAACGAUCUUGGAAGUGCUAGAGAUGGUGUCGGAAAGUCAAACUUUGCAGACGCUGUUGUUAAGGAAAUUAAGGACAAAGGUGGAGUCGCAGUCGCCGACUACAACUCCGUAGUUGAAGGCGAGAAGCUAAUUAAGACUGCACUUGAUAAUUUCGGCCGGAUCGAUAUCCUUAUCAACAAUGCUGGUAUUCUGCGUGAUAAGAGCUUCCAAAAAAUGUCCGAACAGGACUGGGACCUCAUCCAGGCGGUGCACAUGAAAGGCGCGUUCAAGACUACCCAAGCUGCGUGGGAAACCUUUAAGAAGCAGAAUUAUGGUCGCAUCAUCAUGACCUCCAGCAAUGCAGGUCUCAUGGGAAACUUCGGACAAGCAAAUUACAGUGCCGCAAAAAUGGGUCUGAUCGGUUUAGCGAGCACUCUGGCCAUCGAAGGCGCGAAGUACGAUAUCAAAGUGAACACCAUCGUCCCAACCGCAGCGUCGCGCCUUACAGAGGACAUCCUGCCUCCGGACAUGUUCCAAGCGAUGAAGCCUGAGCUCAUUGCUCCCGUUGUUGCCUACAUGGUGCACGAAUCGUUCCCUGACACUGGAGUAAUCAUCGAUUCCACUCUUGGCUUUGCCACUAAAGCUCAUCUCGUCAGAUCAUCUGGAACACCUUUGAGGAAGAAGCCCUCAGACCCAGUCACGAUAGAAUCAGUGAAGGAGAAAUGGUCGGAGGUUGUGAACAUGAACAAAGCCAAACAUUUCGACAAGAUAGCCGACGUCACACUCAAUCUGGUUGAGAAGUUACAGGAAUUCGAAGAGCGCAGCAAGUUGGAUAGCACGCGGGAGUCAUACUGGACCACAUACGGCUACAACUCUAAAGACCUCGUCUGUUAUGCUCUUGGCGUGGGUUCAUCGGUAGUGAACCCUACAGACCUUAAGUUCCUGUAUGAGAGUCACGAGCAGUUCACCGCGCUGCCCACAUUCUUCAUACUGCCUGGCAUGGUGAUGGAGUCGCCCGUCAUCGGCGAGGCCAUGCCGCCCGGCAAGUUCGCGGACUUCACCAACAUCCUUCACGGAGAGCAAUAUAUCGAGUUCAUCGGUGACUUCCCCGGUACUGAGGGAGAGUUCACGAUCCGCAACUACGUAGUCGACGUGCUUGAUAAAGGAUCCAGCGCCGUCGCGAUCGUUAACAGUGAAGUCUUCCAAAACCGAGAGUUAGUACUCCGUACACAGCAGCACAUCUUCGUUCUGGGCCAGGGCGGUUUCGGCGGGCCCAGGAACAGUACCCAAGCGGUCAGCGUGCAGGACGUGCCCAAACGCGCGCCUGAUGCCGUGGUUGAACAGAAAACUGCGGAGGAUCAGGCUGCUUUGUACAGAUUGUCUGGCGACUUGAACCCACUUCACAUCGAUCCGAAUGUGGCGUCCGCCGGCGGGCAUCCUAAGCCAAUCCUCCAUGGUCUGGCGUCUCUUGGAUUUUCUGCCAGACAUGUACUCGCCAAGUAUGCAGGCAAUGACCCUACAAACUUCAAAGCGUUGAAGGCUCGCUUCGUGAAACCCGUGCUGCCGGGACAGACCCUGGCGACGGAGAUGUGGCUGGAGGGCAAGCGCGUGCACUUCCAGACCAAGAUCAAGGAGACUGGCAAUGUGGUCAUCGCAGGCGCUUAUGUGGACUUGAAGAAUGUCGUCAAAGACGGUGGUGCCCCCGCACCGACGUCACAGUCGGUACAGAGCUCAGGAUCGUUGAAGAGCGACUCCCUGUUUGCCAAGAUUGCAGAAGGCGUCAAGGCCAACCCGGACAAAGCCAAGAGUGUGGGAGCGGUCUUUUUGUACAAUAUCAUUGAAAAUGGGAAAACUAUUAAGCAGUGGACUCUAGACUUGAAGAAAGACUUGACAGUAUACCAGGGAGAACCAAAGACCGGCAAAGCAGACACAACCAUGACAGUAUCAGAUGAAGAUCUCAUGGAGAUUGCAUCAGGCACCCUCAGUCCCCAAGUUGCCUACUUGAAGGGAAGACUCAAACUUGCUGGCAACAUCAUGUUGGCACAAAAGCUGGGACCUCUACUGAAGAGUGAUGCUAAAUUAUAAGCUUAAAAUAUUUUUUAGGGUUGCCAUUUUUUAUAAAAAUACCAAGUUUAUAUUAUAAAUGUCAAGUUUUCAAUGAUUAAACCUAUCCCCCUAGUAAUUAGCCACCUAAUUUGUGAUAAAAUCAUCAUUGCAAUUUUCAGUUUACCGUAUGAUAGCCAAUUGGGAUGAUGAUCAGUAAUCACAAUUCAUCCCAUAUGCAACGUGACGCAUAGGGCCAUUGUGAACUCUCGACAAUGUCAAACAUUAGUCUAUGGUGUCGUAAAAUCAAAGAAAAAUAGGGCUUCUUUAGGGCUACCUGUGUCAAACUUACUAACAUUAGAUUCCUGCCAGUAACGUAGAAGCCUUGAUGUUUUGUUAGAAAUUUACUGUCGAGAUCUGUGGCACUGGUCUAUUGAAUGGACCCUUCAUUUAUUCUUUUCCUACCAUUCAAUCCAAUUAACAGUCAUAAUAUAUUUAUUGUUGUUAUAAACUUGGUUAAUAUGAUAAGGGGAAAAUGUUAAAUGAUAUUCUACACAACAAAUGUCACAAAUGACUGAAAAGUGAAAAGGAGACUUGCAUUAUUAUUUAUUUUUAAGACAUUAUGUUGAUAAUAAUAAUUAUAUUUUUAUAUAUUAUUGUUAUUCAUUCCAAUGGAUUGUGUACAGGUGAUGGAGAAAUAAAUCACAUUUUA
Molecule: messenger RNA, 3044 nt
Organism: Maniola jurtina (meadow brown)
Lineage: Eukaryota; Metazoa; Arthropoda; Insecta; Lepidoptera; Nymphalidae
Product: peroxisomal multifunctional enzyme type 2-like
Exons: 15
Coding region: 200-2374 (724 amino acids)
Molecular function (GO): oxidoreductase activity
Source: RefSeq, a predicted model, not a curated record